Molecule: messenger RNA, 4991 nt
Organism: Patiria miniata (bat star)
Lineage: Eukaryota; Metazoa; Echinodermata; Asteroidea; Valvatida; Asterinidae
Gene: mgat1
Product: alpha-1,3-mannosyl-glycoprotein 2-beta-N-acetylglucosaminyltransferase-like
Exons: 12
Coding region: 310-1707 (465 amino acids)
Biological process (GO): protein N-linked glycosylation
Cellular component (GO): Golgi apparatus
Molecular function (GO): alpha-1,3-mannosylglycoprotein 2-beta-N-acetylglucosaminyltransferase activity
Source: RefSeq, a predicted model, not a curated record
AGCAUGUUUAAAUAUAUUGACACCGUGAGAUCGCCAGACUACUAGCACAUAGUUCAUCGGUUACGUGUGUUGGCAUGGAACUUGGACGGGAAACUGGGGUUGAUUCGACGCUUCGAGGACUACUUUCAACUACUUCUUUUGGCUGUACUGAAUGAUGUCUCCCUCGUCGCCGGUCAGCUGACAUGAGGUGCUUCGUACACCUCGUCAUCCAGGCUACCGACGGCCAGCGAACACUCACCACCACCUCCACCCAGGGUUUAUAACUCCUCGUCCUAGCCUGUGUGGGAUCUUUGUAGACAGGACACGGCCAUGGCCCUGCGCAGACAGAAGCUGAUAGGCCUUGGCCUGAUGCUGUUUUUACUGUGGAACGUUGCAGCCUAUUUGUUGUUUGCGAGGCAAGCGGAACAAGGCACGAAACCGCUGGACGAGUCGGAGGGAAUGAAUGAGCGGUUGCAGCGAUUACAGGAACAGAUGCAGGAACAGAUGCAGAUUAACGAACAGCUCCUGCACGACAUCGUACAACAAAAGGAAACCAUUAUUAAAAGUAGAAACCAAUCCCCUGAUCAGCCCAACCUCCUGCCAGCGGGCCUGGACAUGGUGGCCCAUCAGGAACCCAAGCCCUCCAAGACCAACCCAUUCCAGCUUCCACUAGCAAAACAGGUCAAGUACCCGUACUCUUCCUAUGCCAUUCCAGUAUUGGUGAUAGCCUGCAAUCGACCCAGCGCCAUCACAAGGAGUCUGACUAAUCUGUUAGAAAUUAGACCAUCUUCCGCUCAGUUUCCAGUCAUCGUCAGCCAGGACUGUGGACAUCAAGCCACCGCCGAAGCAAUCCAAAAAUUUGGCGACAAAGUCACCCACAUAAAGCAACCGGAUUUAAGCAGUAUAACCUUACCAGCUCAGCAGAAGAAGUUUGAGGGGUACUACAAGAUAGCCAGGCACUACAAAUGGGCCUUAAAUAAAGUGUUUCAUGAAUUCAACCAUGACGCUGUGAUUAUUGUAGAAGAUGAUUUAGACGUGUCGGUGGAUUUCUUUGAGUACUUCUUAGCCACCUAUCCGUUAUUGCAAGAGGACCCGACGUUGUGGUGCGUGUCUGCGUGGAAUGACAACGGAAAGGAGGCUCGAAUAUCAGAUGACGCAGAGCUGUUGUAUCGGAGUGACUUCUUUCCUGGGCUAGGCUGGAUGAUGAGGAAGGAAGUAUGGCUAGAACUAGAGCCGAAAUGGCCGCAAGGGUUUUGGGAUGAUUGGAUGCGAGAGCCAUCCCAACGGAAGAACAGAGCCUGCAUCCGGCCGGAAAUCUCCAGAACGGACACCUUUGGAAAAGUCGGUGUCAGCAGGGGCCAGUUCUUUGAGCAACACCUCAAGUACAUCAAACUCAACAAGAAAUCGGUGGCUUUUACGAACCUGGAUCUGUCUUUAUUAAAAAAGGAAAACUUUGAUCCCGUAUUUAAGAAAGAGGUGUACGGGGUUCCAGAGGUGACGAUGGAACAAUUGAAGCAGAACACACUCAGCCAGAAGACGGUCCGGGUUACGUACACCAAUAAAAACAGCUUUAAAUUAUUGACCAAACAGCUGGGAAUCAUGCAAGACCUCAAGUCUGGGGUCCCACGUGCCGGCUACAUGGGAGUGGUGAGUUUUAUGUUCAACGGUCAUCGGGUCUACCUAGCGCCAACCAAAGACUGGAAAGGUUACGACGAAACCUGGAGUUAACCCAGGCUUAUUAAGUUGAGUCAACAUGUCUCACAUUGGACCCUUGGGGGCGCUGUUCAGUUUGGACUCCAGCUUUCAACCAGCAAAAGCUACAUGCAGCAGGAGCACGUUGGAUACUGCUUUUGUUGGUUUUCGCUCAGUAGGACAAUAAAUGAGUGUGGCGCAAACGUUAAAAUUAAAACUUUUCAGAUGGAGAGCUGAAACAGUACUCGCUUAUGUCUGAUUCUUAAGUCGCGAUUGCGAUCUAUUUUUGAUCCGUUGGAAGUGGAGAGACGAGAAAGCUGAUUGCUUCCUCAUCUUCAGUCCGUUCAUCGGCACGGCAACGACCGUCUGGGAUAAAAUGGCAGCGGAGCAUCAUAUAUUCCGAGAAACACCUUGGUUAGAGCGCCCUCACAUGGAUCUGCCAUGGGAUGUGUGCCGACUGCUUCAGCGUUUUGAAGAAACCAGCAGCCAUAGAAGUUACAAAAGACAUCUGAGAGAUGGUUGACUGCAAAUCAGAGCGAUUUUUUGGGGGGUCUGUCCCUUGAAAAAAACAAAGCGUGGAUCUGUCGAAAGUGCCAUGAAUGAAUUUACUAAGUGAACAUGCUACACAUGCAUACCAACGGCAGUGGGAUAGGUGUUAAGUGAAAAAGAUCUAUUAAAAUUCAUGUUCAGGGGCCAAUUUCAUAGUCCUGUCAUGCAUAUUCAUAAUUCCAUGUAGUUUUAACAAACAUAUAUUAGCUUACAGUUGUGUUCCCAGUGCUCUUCAACAAUUUCAAAUUAUUUUUGUUUCUGUUUAAUAAAUUUUCAAUUUAUAUGUUUUAUUCCCACCAAAAACCUCGUUUUUCCUUUUUGGACGUUUGCAACCCUUUCAAAAUAAGAUUUUUGUUUUAGGAACAAACAGAUGAGCUUUGUGACCAGACUGGUUCCUGCUCCAGACAUUAUCCAUACUGAUUGUGAGGCGGGAACCAGCCUAUCCUGUAGGAACAGAAUUAUUGUCUGGUAGCCAAUAAUUUGAAAUUGUAAAGUUAUGAUUCAAUAAGUAAACAUUUGGGCCGAUUGACCUAUCCCCGUUUGCGGGUUAGCCACGCCCCUUGGACAUCCCUAUGGGGAUUUUGUACGUAUACGUUUGUUUGUCUCAAAUUUUGCACGUUCCACGUCCAUUUGUACAUCAUGUAAUUGGACAAUAUUUCACAAGCUGCGUUGACGUGAUUCUACCGCGAUACGUCAAUUGUUUUCGGUCGAUGUCUCAUUUCAAAAGCGAAUAACUGUUGUUUUGUUAGAAAAAAAUAGCAAUUAAGAAAAGGAAUCUUUUUUUUCGGGAUGAACUUCAAAAUUUAGCAAGGGGAACUCAACUUUAAACCUACAACUAUGUAUUUCGUUUUGUAGUAAGUUUGUACUGGUAGUUCUAUGUUGUUAGGCUUACUCGUCAGUGGUCUGUGUGAAUGGGGCUUGUCUAUUGCUUUCCCAAGCCAUGUUUGGCCACUCAAGAUCCGACUUUAGAAUUAUGCUUGAAUUUACGUUGACGUACACUGAACUCAAUUAACAAAUAUACACAAGGUCUAGUACUGGACAGUAGUGUUAUAAACAUUUACACAGUAAGACAUUUGACAUGUUGAUAUGUACAAAAGGAAAACAUAUACUACUAAUACGUCUGUUUUCAAAAAAAAAAAAAAAAACAUUUCCCUGAAAAACUUUUUGCUGAACAGUUCUGUGAAAUUGGCCCCAGCUCUGUAACUAGACAAAAAUUGUCAAAAUGUGCCUUUUAUUUUUUUAAUAACUGUUACUAGCUAAUGUUAAAUUAUAAUAUUAAAAAGGAAAUACUUGUGUAAUUGUAUGUGCUGUAAAAAGGGGUAGCUGAGUGUCUGUGUUGAUCUGAGGUAAUGUGCAAAGCAGUUGGCAAACUGCCCAACAAUGCCCAAAUAUGGCUGAGCUUAUUCAGUGACAUGUACGAUAUGUAGCACAGAAUCUGAGAUACUCCUGGGUUGUUUAUAAAAAUGUCCCUGUUUUAUAUCAGCUCUACAUUUUCUAACUUACAUGUAAAAGAAAGUACAAAACGUACACUCAACUGAACCAUGGAGGAAUAAGACUGAACCAAUCAACAUUUUCAGUAUUUGCAAAUCCAUCCCCCCCCCUCGUUUAGAUUUUUUUUUUGUACAACUGCACGUCAGUACCUCAGAAACAGAAACCUAAAAUUCACCACGAUUAUUACAGCUAAGUGUUUAGGUUCACCAGGAAAGUUUGCCUUUCUUAUACAUGUAGGAUAUUAUUUUCGGAAAUGAAACUGAACUAGCAUUAAUUUUAAUUGCACGUUUCCUUUCCGUAUCACGUUUCGUGAUGUUUCGCACGGGUGCUUUUCACUCUCGAUACAUGUACUUAUUUGAAAACUUUUUUCCUUUCAAUAUUAAAUGAGUCCAAUAUGGAUACGAAGAGUAGUGUUUGGCCAUUAAGGGCUGCCAGAAAUAGUUCUUUUCUCCAAGUAACUUCUGCUCAUCAUAACUAUACAAAUAGUAACUAUAAGAAAAGAAUACGUAUGAUUUUGACUAAUAUUUCCGGGAAUUUACAUGUGUGAUCCUGUAUGAGGCAUGACGGAUUUCUCAAAGUCCAAGUCAAAUUAUACAGGGAACAAAAAAAACACUGGGUACAUGUGUUGUUGUGUACACGUACAUCUUUAAAGAAGGAUUGAAAUGCGAUGUACAAUUUCUUGUUUUAUUUCUUUGUGGUUAAACUGUAUGCCUCAUAACAUUGAACAACCAAAUGAUUUGCAUAGUUUGUGAAUGAGAAGUGCCGGACAUGUCAGUAAACAGUCUCAUUUUUGAAAUUAAAUAAAGUCCACAAUACUUAAUAUUAUUUGGUGGAUAGGUAAAUUAUAGCAAAUAUAAAUAAAAGGAAUCGACAAAAAAAUAAACAAGUUAUUUUUCACCCACUAAUAAAUUGGUAGAGUUAUUUGUAAGAAAGUCGAAAUUUAUUCUUGUAGCAUUUAUUCCAUUGCCAUCAGUGUGACAAUUAUACUGGGCAUUCUUUGAUGCUGAAAAUAAGGCACUGCUUAUCAUAGGGUCAGUUCCGUUUUUCAUGCACCCACCAAUUUUUUAAUGUGUUCUUAAACCAAAGGCUUUUGUUUUAACAUACAAUUUAGAGAGAUUUAUUGGUGGAGGGAAAGUACAACCAUAUUUUUGACUAACUUAAUUUAAUUAAUAUUUGGUAUCUUGGAUAUUAAAAUGAAAUGUAAGUACAGGGACAAAUUAUAUUUAUCGCCUUAUAUAUAGAACGUCAGAAUUUCCAAUUUUCUUUACCGUUGUUAAAUU